Penicillium canariense is the source of this 465-nucleotide messenger RNA. RefSeq names its product allergenic cerato-platanin Asp F13 (gene aspf13). The coding region runs from base 1 to 465 and encodes 154 amino acids. The transcript has a single exon. The record is from RefSeq and is a predicted model, not a curated record. Lineage: Eukaryota; Fungi; Ascomycota; Eurotiomycetes; Eurotiales; Aspergillaceae.
AUGAAGUCUGUUAUCGCUCUGUCCUGCGCCAUACUGGCUUCCCUCAACCUCGCCGUCGCUGUCCCAGCACCCGCCCCGAACAGCAAUGCAGCUGCCGAGGGAGUGUCCGUCUCGGUCUCCUACGACCCAGUCUAUGAUGUCUCCGGAUCCUCUGUGAACACCGUUGCUUGCGGCAGUGUCCUCAGCAGCACAUAUUCCACCUUCGGGCAGCUACCCGGUUUCCCUCACAUAGGUGGUGCCCUCACCGUCUCUGGCAGCGGCAGCCCUAGCUGCGGCAAAUGCUACCAGCUGCACUACACCGGCAAUGGAAUCGACGAGACGAUCACCGUUCUCGGCAUCGACACCGCCCCUGGCGGGUUCAACAUUGGUCUCCAGGCCAUGAAUGAUCUCACCAACGGCCAGGCGGAGCAGCUGGGCCGUGUGCAGGCCACCUAUACCGAGGUUGAUGCUUCUCAGUGCGCCUGA